UUUGAUUGUUUUAUUGAUUUCUAGAAGAGAAAAUGAUGGAGAAAACUAACAUUGCGGAAUUCGGCCUACGUUUCGCAGGAUGCAUCUAUGUGGCUACGCCGGGAUCACGACCCCACGUUCCGCUGAGCCAUUCACGGCAGGUCUUCCCACAGCGAAGGGCGGGGCGGGGCCGGAGCUCGUGGCCCCGGAAGUUGGGCAGGGCUUCUGGCGGAAGUGACCGCGUGUAAGAAAAGGGGCGGGGACGGGAACACUGGGCCGCGCCUCCACUUCCCCCUCCGCUCCGGCCGUGUGCGCGCGCGCGCUUGCUCUGCUGCGUGAGUGCGUGCGUGCUGGCGUGCGUACGCGGCCUUGGCGCCCUGGCGUCGGACUCGCCGGAGUCGGGCGUGUCCCGAGGCAGUCGAGGUCGCGUAGGGGCUGGGGCAGGUGCGGGAGGAGCGGGCCGGGCGGGGGCGUGUCCCGGGACUGCGGAGAAGCCGGGCCUGAGGCGCGAGGAGAGCGUGUGUGCGGGGGAACCUCAGAGCUGAGACCUUUAUCAUUUCAUCUAGUUGUGACCUAGUCCAGUCUCCUGGCCACAGUGGCUGGAGCCCUCCUUACGUCCUGUCUGAGCAACAGUGGCCCCAGAAUGCUGGGUUCUCCAGAUUCUGCCCUUCCCCAAGAAAGGGGAGUAGAGGAGGAGGGAAUGACUUCUGGGCUCCUGAUGGCCAGGUCCCUGGAAUCGGUGACGUUCCAGGAUGUGGCUGUGGACUUCACCCAGGAGGAGUGGGGGCGCUUGGAGCCGGCCCAGAAGGACCUGUACAGGGAGGUGAUGCUGGAGAACUACCAGAACUUUGUCUCCCUUGGAGGACUGCCAGCCCCCAAACCUCAUGUGAUCUCCCAGUUGGAGAGAGGAGAAGCACCAUGGAUAACAGAGAGAGAAGCCCUGGGAGGCAUUUGUCAAGAUUCUGUUAUUUGGAAGACCAGAUUUGAAACAAAGGAGUCAGCUUCAAAGCAGGGCAUUUCUGUAAGAGAAUUGUCCAAGGAGAGAUGUUCAGAAAAUGCCAUCUGGGAUUCCAGGUUACCAGAAGAUUGGGAUUCUGGGGUCACUUUGGAGAGGCAAAAUCAGGAGAGAUGGUCUCAACAAGUUUUGGUCAGUCAAAGAAUAAUUUCUAAUGAGUUGAGUGUUCCUGAAUGUAACACUUCUUUGAGAAGCUUCACUGUAGGGUCAAUUCUUGUUCCAAAACAGAAUGCUACUAUAGGAGAAGAGCAAAGUCAGUCUGAUACCAUUGGAAAGACCUUCAUACAGUCCUCAGAAGUUAUUAAGCAUAAUAAGAUUGCCUUAGGGAAGAAACUUUGUAAGUUUAAAUCUAAGAAGCCUCUCAAUUAUCAUUCAGACCUCUUUCAGUAUCGGAGAAUACACCCUGGAGAGAAACACCUUAAAUGUAGUCAUUGUGGGAAAGCCUUUGGGAGCAGAUCAUGCCUUAUUGCACAUCAGAGAAUUCAUACUGGAGAGAAGCCCUUUGAAUGUACUGAAUGUGGGAAAGCCUACAGGCGUAAGGCACAUCUUACUCAACACCAAAGAAUCCAUACUGGAGAGAAACCUUACAAGUGUAAUGACUGUGGAAAAGCUUUCAGCAUUGAUUCAUACCUCAUUAAACACCAGAGAAUCCAUACCGGAGAGAAGCCCUAUAAAUGUAGUCAGUGUGGGAAAGUCUUUAGCCAGAAAGGUCACCUUAAUCAACACCAGAGGAUUCAUACUGGAGAGAAACCCUAUGAAUGCAACGAAUGUGGGAAAACCUUUGGUCAGUCUAGACACCUUAGUGAACAUAAGCGCACUCAUAGUAAAGAGAAACCCUUUGAAUGUAAUGAAUGUGGGAAACUCUUUAGACAGCUGAGAAACCUUAGUGAACAUCAGAGGAUUCACACUGGAGAAAAACCCUAUAAAUGUAAUGAAUGUGGGAAGGCCUUCAGCAACAAUUAUGUCCUUAUUCAGCAUGAAAGAAUUCAUACAGGAGAGAAACCCUAUACAUGUAAUGAAUGUGGAAAGGCCUUCAGUCGUGGGACAUACCUUAUGAAACAUAAGAGAAUUCACACCGGAGAGAUACCAUAUAAAUGUAAUGAUUGUGGGAAAGAAUUCACUGACAAAGCAUCUUUUAUUUACCACCAGAGAAUUCAUACUGGAGAAAAGCUCCACAAGUGUAUUGAAUGUGGGAAAACUUUCAGCCAGAAAGGAAGCCUCAAAAUGCAUAAGAUGAUUCAUACUGGAGAGAAACCAUUUGAAUGUCAUGAAUGUGGGAAAACUUUCAGAAAUGGGGGUCACCUGAGUGUACAUAAGAGAAUUCAUACUGGAGAGAAACCAUUUGUGUGCAGUGAAUGUGGGAAAGCCUUCAGAGAUAGUGGAGGCCUUAGUGCUCAUCAGGAAAAACAUGGAGAGAAACGUUACACAUGUACUGACUGUGGAAAAACCUUCAGAAAUAAGGGAUACUUCCGUGUACAUCAGAAAACGCAUACUCAGGAGAGGCACUAUGAUUGUGAUGAAUGUGGGAAACACUUCAAUCUGAGGGGAUCCUUUAUUAUUCAUCAGAGAGUCCACACUGGAGAGAAGCCCUAUAAAUGUAACAUAUGUGGGAAAGCUUUUAGUUACAAUACAUCCUACAGUAAACAUCUGAGAACUCACACAGGAGAGAAGCCCUAUAAAUGUAACGAAUGUGGAAAAGCUUUUACUCAGAGGGACUACCUCAUCGAACAUGAGAGAAUUCAUACUGGAGAGAAACCUUUCAAAUGUAAUGAAUGCGGAAGGGCCUUCAGGCAGAAGCAAACAUACAAUGCACAUAAGAAAAUUCAUACUAGAGAGAAGCCCUUUAAAUAUAAUUAAUGUGGGAAAGCUUUCAGCUAGAGGGAACAUAUUAUAGAAAAUCAGUGACUUUUAUACCAGUGAGAAUCCCCAUAAAUACAAUGAUUUGAGAAGGUAACCGUCAUAAACCAUAGAGAAAGCUAAUUCAGAAAAUACACACUUGAGAAAAGCCUUAUGAACAUAAUGAACAUGGGCCAGAUUUUAGGUGUGUAUUUCAUUUGUUAGAUAAUUCAUGCAGGUUAACUGUGGCUUUAAUAAUUUGGGGAAUACUUAAGAUAAUCUGGUCACCUUAAGAAUCAAAAAUGUUACGUUUUUUCCCAAGGUACGCUAUUUGGGGAUUUGAGACAGAAAAGUAGCUAUAAUAAAAUAUAAAACUUUCAUGUCCCUUUCUGCUGGAAUACACAUUUUUAACUGACAUUAUCUAGCAGUUCAAUUGCAUAAGAGCAGGUUUUGAAAGAACACAUAUACCACAAGACCACAAUUUUAGAAAACCCACUAAAAUAUUAGCAAAAAGGAGAAAACUUGGUAGCUUAGAGCAAAGAAACAAAACACGACAGAUAAAUGACGGUAAGGUGACUUUCCUGCCCAUAGCAGGAGGAUGCGUAAUGGUGAGAGUACCCGUCUUCAUGUUUGUCUUAUGUUUACAUUAAUCAUUCUCGGGCCCAGAUGGGUCCACUUUACAUGUGCUUUGUUGCCCUGGCCAGUAGCCUGAAAAGAAUGAUAGAAUGUUAGAACUGGAAGAUAACUUGAAGAUUACCUGGUUUAACUACCUCUGGUACUGAAAGAUGGGACAUAGAGCACAAGAAGAGGUAUUUUGGUUCUUCCUCCAGCUGCGAGGGAAAGUGAAGUUUCCAGCAAAGGCAGGUGAGACUCACUGGUGGUGAGUGGCUGGCUGUCAGUUAUUUGGCAGUCUAGCAACCCUACAUUCCUUCCCUGCACGUGCACACCUCAGCUUCACUUUUGAUACCUUUGGAACAACAUACAAGUUCUGGGAAAGGUGAGAUUUGACAGAGAAGAAAAUCUAGGUAUAAUUCUUUUGUGUAUUCUUUGUGUAAUUUGUUUUUGUGUUUCAUGCCAUGUUAUAUUGAUGCUGGCAAGGGAUCUGAAGACCCCUAGAUUAGAACCAGAUGAGCCAAAGUGUUGUGUUCCCAAGGUAAACCCCGGGGUGAGACAGGAGCCAACAUUACACAAACAUUCCUUAUUUCAGGUAUAACUUCUUUUCAGGGUCCUGGGUCCAAACUUUGACCUGCUGGAUGGUUCCAUAAUUCAUAUAACAGAAUCUCAUUAAUUUGAUCAGGGUACAGAUUCUGUGGGUUACCAUUGAUAUGCUCAGCUAACUUGCAUCCUUUCAGAAAAUCCCACAUGGGAACCCUCACCAAAUAUGUCAUUGAAAUAACCUUUCAAGAUCACAGUCCAUAGAAGACAGUGAGGCCAUGUGUUGCAUCAUAAAUAUAGAGCAGUGUUUGCUCUAGGAUAUCCUUAGCUGGAGUAGAAAGUUCCAGUUUAGAUUAGAUGCCCAAAUGACACGAAUAUCACUGGGUUACCUCAACUGUCAGAGGAAAGGAGCCCUGUGUCAUUUGCUCUGCCCUUUUACACAGUGGGAUAGAAGCCUGUACUCAUUUUGUGAGCAUGUGUUCAUUCACAUUCACUAAAGACUAUUCACUAAACAUUACUGAACAAUAGUUACUUCCCAGGCAGCCCAUUGAGGUCAUCAAGAUGGGAGAAGAGGUUAAGGCUCAGUACCCUAGCUAGUCUAUGUAAUCUAGUUAAUCCUCCCUUUCAGUUUAGCCAGUAAAGAUGCUGCAUCCCCAACCCCUCCCUCCAUUCCUCCAAAUCACAUUGGUAACCAGAAACAACAAGGGGGCAUGUAAGAAGCGAGGAUCUGUCUCCAAGCAGUACUAGUAGAGAGUGCCUCAGGCAGGUGUCUAGGUAACGGUCUGUGGGAUAGUGAGGUUCACCAAGCGUUUCAAGCAGUCAGUCCUGAAGCUUUCCCUUUUUCCCAGAGUUGAAUAUGGGCCUACUGCUAUGAAUCAUUGACAUCGCUGACAUCUCACAGUUCAAGCUCCUGUCACUUCUUGUCUAGAUUAUUACAAUAGCGUCCUAAUCAGUCUUGCUACCUGAAGGCUCUCCACGUUCUAUGCCAUCCUCCACACAGUUAUCAAAAUUAUUUUCCUCAAACACCAAUCUGUUACUCUUCUCAAAUUCCACUGACUCCCUGUUGCCUUGGAUAAAAUAAACGCUAGCUUUAAAAACCUUUUACAACCUGGCCCCAACCUGUCUCCCCAGUCUUGCUCUCUCUCCCAUUGCAAAUUGCAAUCCAGGCAAAUUGGCCUCUCUGUUCUUCACAUGUGACAUAACACUCCAUCUUGUAUUUAUUUGUUCUGUAUAUAUUUAUAUAUGUGCUUGUCUCAUUAGAAUGUGACCUCUUUAAGAGUGGGCGUUGCUUCAUGAUUUUGUAUUUAUUUGUAUUCCUGCCUAGAACAGGGCCUGGCAUGUGGUAGAUGUGUAAAUGCUUAUUGAUUGAUGGAUCUCCCAUUCUCUUCCAGGUCCUAGUCCAGAAAUAUGGUAUGGAUCAUUGGCCCAGUCUGAUCAGUUGGGCUGGGCUGAAGGACCAGGCCCUUUCUCUCUGUGGUAUAACAUUUCUCCUCCCUUGUAAUUUGGGAGUAUUGAGACACAGUGGUUGAGCGAUUCUGCAGGCCUCCCCACCCCCAGCAACUCAAGUGUCCCGUAUUUCUAAAUCCUACAUGAUCAUAAUCUGAUAGAAAAGCGGUGUGCUAUCAUUGCAUGAGCUGUGAGUUUACAGUAAGAAAAGACCUGAGCUUAAAUUACAGGUUCUCACAUUGACUAGGUUUAUGAUCUUAAAAAGUACACUUAAUCUCUUCUGUGUUUAUUAGUUAGUGUUUUCUUUAGUUUAUUUCUGGAGUUUAUGGUAGACUAGAGGAAAUCUUGGCUUAGUCUGCUAGUCUGACAUGUGCCCUGGAUUUCGAUUGGAAAUUGGAAAAAGCAGAUUAUAAAGGGGCAGUAGGAUCCUAAGGGAUUAGAAAUGUUCAAAAACGAAAUUCUGAAGACACAAAGGAAAACCAUUCCAAUGAGGAGGAAAAAUGAGAGACUUAAGUGAAUGCGUAGAAUCCUUACCAACUAAUUUUUUUAAAAGACCAGUGUAAAGAAGAUUGUAACAUAGGUAUUAGGAUUAACAAAAGCCUGGAUUUAUUAAAAUGUAUAUUUGCAGGAAUGCUAAAAGCUCUGAAUGAGCUGUGGGUGAUAAGGGAAGUCAAGGACAACCAAAAAAGGUUCUUUUAGUUACAUUAGGAGUAAGAGGAGGAUGGAAAUAUGGAUGUGUUUGCUUGCAACGUGAUAACGGACCGCAGAGCAUGGCCGCUCUGUUCUCAUUUUGCAUUUUCUUAUCCAAAGAGAAUGAACUUUGCAGGGGAAAUGACUACUCUAUUGAUACUUGGGCUUGGUAAGAGGAUAGUAAGGUAGCACCUAGUUGUCCUUGAUGGAGUCAGCCCUUCUGGCCCAGAUGGAAGCAGUAACAUGAGAUUAGGAAAGGGUAAAGGACCUGAUUUUCAAAAAGGGAGAGAACAGUCUGCAAACUUAUGCCAUAUCAUCUCGUUUCCCUUUUUUUUAACAAUGUUGUUAAGCUAGUAGAUGACGAUAAUGCUGAGAAUAUAAUUUACCUGGGGUUUUAGCAAAACAUUUGACCAAAGUGUCUUGUACUAUUCUCAGGAAGGAGCUGGAACUGUGGGUUAGAUGACCAUACCAUUAUCAGCGAAUGUCAUCAAUGCCUUGGAUAGUGGUGGCCUGUUCACCAGAGGAUGCAGAGCUGGUGAAGAGGCAAGCAGUGGGUGACAGGACAUGAAAGGAUCUGGACUUAAGUUGGAUUUCGGUAGGGAUAAAUGUAAAGUCAUACACAUUUAUAAUGGCCUGUGAGCUCAAUGGGAGUCAACAAUGUGGUAUGGCAGUCAGAAACCAAAUGUGUCUUCAGCUGUAUUGAAAGGCUUCACUCCCAGGAAUAGGGAAGUUUUAGUCCUGCUAUGUUUUGCUCAUUAAUAAACCUGGAGAGCAUCUAGAAGAGGGCAGCCAGGGUGGUGAAGGGCCCUAGGGUCUGUGUCAUGUGAGGUCCAGUGGAAGGAAUGAGGCAUGUGAGCCUGGGCAAGAGAAGACUCAAAAGGGGGCAUUAAAACUAGUCACUGUGUUCUGCUGCUGCUUUAUGCUAGUUGCUUAGAUUAUUAAUUAAAAAUUCAUUAAAAUUGUUCGGUAACUUUUUUUGGCCAGCGUUAUUUAUCUAAUUUCAGAAUCAAGCCAGCCUUUGCCUUAAAGAGCUAGACACCUCACCAUCUCUUCUCUGUAGUUAGCAAAUCCUGUCUAUUGCUGGGUCUGCUUACUUGUUGAAGAUCAUGCAAGAACCUACUUAACCCUGCUUUUAUUGUUUGGUUUUUGGGGUUUUUUUGGUAAUCAAUUCAUUGACUCAUCUACCCUGUUUCUUCCCUUGGAAUGAAUGGGUUUGAUCAAGUCACCUUCUCAGUUUGGCCACUUGGACUGUGGGAAAUCCUUCAUUUAACUCUUUCCUGGGUCAUGAGCAGAGAACCAUACUGGUUGUUGAACCUUCUCUUAUCUUGGUUGUGUCUCCCCUUUCUCAGCCUAAGUUUGGCUGCUCUGUGAUUUGUCUUUGUUAAAAUUAAACUGAAAAAUAAAGGUGUUACUCUGGUUGCAAA
Messenger RNA from Phascolarctos cinereus (koala), 7545 nucleotides. RefSeq lists its product as uncharacterized. Lineage: Eukaryota; Metazoa; Chordata; Mammalia; Diprotodontia; Phascolarctidae. Gene Ontology annotation, biological process: regulation of transcription by RNA polymerase II. Gene Ontology annotation, molecular function: DNA-binding transcription factor activity, RNA polymerase II-specific; sequence-specific DNA binding. The record is from RefSeq and is a predicted model, not a curated record. Gene Ontology annotation, cellular component: nucleus.